Sporothrix brasiliensis 5110 is the source of this 1164-nucleotide messenger RNA. RefSeq lists its product as uncharacterized. The coding region runs from base 1 to 1164 and encodes 387 amino acids. The transcript has 2 exons. The record is from RefSeq and is a predicted model, not a curated record. Lineage: Eukaryota; Fungi; Ascomycota; Sordariomycetes; Ophiostomatales; Ophiostomataceae.
AUGCCGGAACUGGCACCCGCGGACUUUGGCCUCAUUCUGGAGACCGGCCAAGACGAUGGUUUGGAAACCGGCAUUGAGGUAAAUCGGGGCUCGAAAGAAGUACGGCCAACCAUUGCGGCCGAUGCCAGCGCGCCUUUUCGGUGCGACCUGUUGCUGCCGGCUCUCGGCAAGCUGGGCACAGGGACAAAGGCCAUCAAGGUCCGCUGCGACCAAGGCGGCGCUGGCGUUGUCAUCUCCGUGGUCGACGAUGCCGACCCGACCAGCAGCUUUGAUCUCGUAAGCAUGGGCCAGCGUGUUGUGGCCUCGUGUCUUCAGACCGAGACUGUGCAGCAGGCCGUCGCCGAGAACAUUGUUACGCACAUGUUUCUGCCGCUGAUGGCCAUAGCCGAGUGUUCGUCGGUGAUGCCAGAUUCCGACAGUGACUGGCAUAGCGAUAGCGAUAGCGACGUCGACGUCGACGUCAGUUAUGCCAGGCGAGGCGCCCGGAAACGCGCCCCGGCAUCUGACGACGCUCCCGUCCAGACCUACAUCUUCCCGCCGUCGCCCCUGACCAACUUGGAUGACGACAACGACGACCCCCCGGACUCUGCCCGCCAUCUGGCCCACUACCUCACCCACUUUCUCGACCCACAUGCCGUCGCUUUGCUGCAGCGCGCCGCCCGCGACACCGACGCGAAUAGCAUUUACCUCCCCCGCACAUGGAGCGACCGCUUCCGCCGUUUUGAGGCUGCCGUUGAACCGUCUGGUGGUCUUGCACUGUCUGGCACGACAGAGGGCAUGGCGACCAGCGAGUGGGUUGUCCGUCCAUUACACAAUCCGCUGUCUAACCCCACGGACGAGCCCCUGCCAGAGCCAUGGAGGCUGCCGACCCGUCCGGGUCCGCUUGCACGGGAGCUGCUCAGCCUGCACGCCCGCAUUGCGCACGUUCUGCACACGGCCGAAGCGAUUCCGUACAUGGACCGUCUGCUGGCGGACGGCACCCGACGCGAGGACUUGGCCGUGGACGGCGAGACGAUGGCCGGCGUGCUGAUGAGUCUGCGCCUCGACGGGUGGUACCACAGUCGAAGCCGACGCCGGGGGCAGAGACGGUGCAGCGCGUCGUCCGACGAGGGGUCGUUUGCGGGUGUGUGGACAGACGACGCCCAGUUUGUUGAAGAACAGUAG